This is a messenger RNA of Exophiala oligosperma, 2263 nucleotides long. RefSeq lists its product as uncharacterized. The coding region runs from base 516 to 2114 and encodes 532 amino acids. The record is from RefSeq and is a predicted model, not a curated record. Lineage: Eukaryota; Fungi; Ascomycota; Eurotiomycetes; Chaetothyriales; Herpotrichiellaceae. Gene Ontology annotation, molecular function: N,N-dimethylaniline monooxygenase activity; NADP binding; flavin adenine dinucleotide binding. The transcript is spliced from 2 exons.
UGAAAGUACUGCUUCUGUACGAUAUCGACGAUGACAUGUGCGAUGAGGAAACUGUAUCAGCACGCGUAUGCCGCCAGGGGAUACACGCUAUCAGCAUAUCAGGCGGCCCAUUCGUCAGGAGAUGCACGAGUGACAAGACUCGCCGCAUGAGAGUAAUGAACCGUCAUCCUGCUUUUCCAGUGAUCAACUUUUCGUUUUGAAGAUGACCUUGUCCGACAAGGACGCGCAUACACAGUAAGUCCAGUCCAGUCCAGUCAGAGAGGCCAAGACACUCUGCGCUCGUAUCGAAUAUAAGGCGUCCAAGUCAUCUUGUCCAUUAAACCCAAAAUCAUGCAUGGUUCCGAGGGUGUUCUGGUAAGAUGAUAUCAAGUCCACAAACCCCAUUCAUUUAUGUCGCUAGAGACCUGCAUUUGAGUGUUCAUAGUUCGAGAGGUGUCUUGAGAAAGACAAUGACUUAGGAAGCCGAUCCCCUGUGAGGUGUGAGUGUGUGAAUCAAAACAGAUCCCCAAUUCGGGAUGUUCUGCAAAAUGCCCGUCACGGUAGCAGUUGUCGGCGCUGGCCCUGUUGGGCUGAUGGCCAUGAAGAACCUAAAAGAAGUCGGGUUCGAAGUGAGCGGCUUCGAAAAGCGAGGGUACGUCGGUGGUCUAUGGAAACAGUCUUGGGAGGAUUCCUCCAUCUCUGUCACAGAGCACACGGUCUUCAACAGCAGUCGAUUCCGGAGCUCCAUCUCGGACUACCCUUUCCCAGACCAUUACGAUGACUAUCCCACCGCCAAACAAUUGCACGGCUACCUCGAGAGUUACUGUGACCACUUUGACCUACGACGACAUAUUCGCCUCGACGCCGAAAUUAAGUCGAUCAAGCGAGACCAACAACAAGACGGCAUCGCGCAGACACAGAGGUUCGACAAGGUCAUGAUCUGUACGGGGUCGUUCGUGUCGCCGAAAACGCCAAAGCUAGCGGGCAUCGACAAGUUCCAAGGCACGACAAUGCACUCCGUCAACUUCCCCCAUCCGUCACGAUUCAAGGACCAGAAUGUCCUGUUGGUCGGUCUACAUGCCACGGCACAAGAUCUCACGGUUGAACUCCAUGGGUACGCGAAGAAGGUGUACAUUGCUCAUAGGAUCGGCCUUGUCUUGUUGCCACGCUUCAUGCCCGACGGUCGAGCAAUGGACGUCGGCCAGACACUCGGGUUGGUCUUCAUCCAGCUGUUCAUGGAAGCAUGGUUCCCCAGAGCGUGGGCGUGGGUCAUGAACAAGAUCCUCGCCUCCAUGAGCUCGGCCGCGUUCCCCAACCAACCUGAAGAAUGGAGACUCAAGCCUCACCCGUCAGCUGCGACCGUGACCCCUCUCGUCGGCGACGCCAUCUACCCGCACCUGCAAUCAGGAUUCGCCACGCCCGUCGCCGCCGUCGACGGGAUCACGGGACCCAAGACCGUCAGGCUCACCGACGGGAGAGUCCUCGAGGACAUCGACGCCAUCAUCUACUGCACGGGCUACGAUUUUGCGUCUCCCUGCCGCCCAGAAGAGUACGACCCGUUCCCCGUCCGCGGCCAACCGCCGAACCUGUACAGAAACAUCUUUCCGAUCCACGAGGACGCGGGGAUCCGCAACUCGCUCGCCUUUCUGGGGUACUCGGCCAUCGUCUUCUCGGGCCUGGUCCAGUUCGAGCUUUCGGCCAUGGCGGUAAGUCAAAUCUGGCGCGGGAACGCGUCGCCGCUCCCUUCCCUGUCCGAGAUGCAGAGGUGGCGCGCGCGACACCUGGCCUGGCGCCGGGGCAUCGUCGAGCGCGCCAAGCCCUCCGAGACGCACAGCUUCGUGGUCGCCUUCGUCGACCCGCCCGACUACGUAUCCUGGGUCAACGAGACCGCGGGCUUGGGCAUGCUCGAGCAUUUCGGGACUUUCAGUCGGAAGGCGUGGCGGUUUUGGUGGCACGAUCGAGACUUUUACAGCCUGUGCAAGAACGGAGUAUUUUCACCCGCCAUGUGGCGCCUGUUUGACAUGGGGAAACGAAAGGCUUGGGUCGGCGCCAGGGAACAGAUCAUCAAGGACAAUGAGCUCGUGAAGAAGCGAGGAGAGGAGCGAUUGGUUGCGUUGAAAAAGGAAAGAUCGUGAUGGAAGUCGGAAGAAAAAGGAGUGGUUGCGUACGCGGGAACAAACGUAGAAGAGAUGGACAAGUAGAUGUCCACUUGGGACGCCCUGAAGACCGAGGAAUAAGAACCUCUCGAUGUUACUCCGUAUAAACAAAUGGAAUAUAACCGCCC